Lindgomyces ingoldianus is the source of this 1842-nucleotide messenger RNA. Its product is annotated as SET domain-containing protein. The transcript is spliced from 5 exons. Gene Ontology annotation, molecular function: protein-lysine N-methyltransferase activity. NCBI's taxonomy places the organism in Eukaryota, Fungi, Ascomycota, Dothideomycetes, Pleosporales, Lindgomycetaceae. The record is from RefSeq and is a predicted model, not a curated record. Bases 1 to 1446 code for a protein of 481 amino acids. Gene Ontology annotation, biological process: peptidyl-lysine monomethylation. Gene Ontology annotation, cellular component: nucleus.
AUGAUUCGGAGGGGGAGGGCUGAAGGCUGGCUCAGGCAGCCAAUCGAUGCUUUGCCUGCUUGGGCGGAAUUUCACGGUGUUACUUUCAAUGGCACUACGAUUGGACAAAUGUCUGGCUUCGAGCAGCGAGGGUCGACCGUGAUUGCGACUCGUGAUCUUCGGGGCGGUAAAGAGGAUCCUUUGAUCAUGGUGCCUAAGGAUCUUAUCCUGUCUCGUCAGACUGUCGACAUAUUCGCGAAAUCUGAUCGGCAUCUCAAAGAAGUUCUCGAUGCCGUGGGAGAUUUUGGAUAUAAAGCCCGAGGCGCUAUUUUGAUAUUCCUGCUCAUGCAAGCAACCAUCUCCUGUCCUGAUAUAAAGGACAUUGGUGUCCUAAAUCCCUUCAAUGAGUAUAUCAAAUUCCUCCCAGACGAACUACUCCCCACCUUCUGGACCGAAGAGGAACAAGAGCUUCUCGUUGGGACAACGCUUAGAGCGGCAGUUCGUGCCAAACUGAAUAGCCUACUUCGAGAAUUUGACGCAGUCCGGACAGCUACCGAGAGUAUUGAUUGGUGCGCAAAGAAUUGGUGGGAUGAAGAAGAGGGACAACUAACUUUUGAAGACUGGAUGCGGCUUGACGCUAUGUACCGGUCCCGCGCUUUGGAGUUUCCCGGCGUUGGAGACUGUAUGGUGCCUUGCGUUGAUAUGGCUAACCAUGCCUCUGGAGACGCUACAGCUGCACUCUACGAGACUGACGAUAGUGGCAGUGGCUUACUCCUCCUUCAGGAAGGGAAAGAAAUCCAGAAAGACGGCGAGGUCACAAUAACAUACGGCGAUGACAAGGGUGCUUGCGAGAACAUCUUCUCGUACGGUUUCCUUGAAGAAACAAUGAUGUCAGCCAAAGUUAUGUUUUUGGACCUCGAUAUCCCUGCUGGUGAUCCCCUAAGGCCAGCCAAGAUCGCCGUUGCGAACGUUGCCCCAGGAGUUAGAAUUUUUGAAAAGGAUGGCCACACGGCUUGGGAGAGCGACUUUAUAUGGUUGGUCGCUGUUAACGAAGAGGAUGGACUGGGCUUUAAGCUUAGACAAACCAUUGAUGGACAGAAAGACAUCCAAGCGUUUUGGAAAGAUCACGAACUGACCGAUACUUCUAAGCUUCGAGAGCUCUUGCAAGCGGAUCCGCUGUGGGAUGUCUAUCAACUCCGCGCUAUUAUUCUUCUGCAGAACCGAGUGAGGAGUCAGCUUCAGCUACUACGAGAAACAGGCAAUCCUGAACGGGAUGUGUCUAUAAGGGAAGGCCCUUGGCAACUCGCAGGCCGACUCCGCAGUCUCGAAUCUGAAAUGCUAGAGAUGGCCAGGGACGACUUCGAAGAUCAGAAAGGGACACUCCUUCAAUCAGAGGUCGUGAAACAUUAUCUCGGCCUUUCUGAGGAGAGAGCCGAAGAGGGCGAAGAAGAGGUGGACUUCAGCUAAGGGAAUUGAUGACCUCCACAUUGGUGUCAUUAUUCACAGGCGACCCAAUUUUGAGGGCAUGGAGAGAGAUGGACCAAACUCAUAUCUGCCGGUAGCACCUAUUAAUCUACCAUCGCUCCCAACCACUUUAAGAGAUCGACUGUUUAGGAAACUGCCAGGGACAUCUGACAAGCAUAUCGACGCCUGCGUAAGCGUCGGCUCUCCGCCAUUCAUACCUCUUCGUCUUCCCAGACAGCCUUCAAAUUCUUGUAACGAUUGGCGCUGCUGCCGGCAAACGCCACUUAGGCAUCAUUCUGAUGCAGAAAUGGCACAGAUUGAGAGUGCCAUUUCGAAAAUUUUGAUGAUGCUGAAGGAGCAUAGGAUUUCCUAUAUGUGCGCGGGUGCCAUAGAAGUCAG